ACAGGCUCCACACCGGACCACCUCGCCGCCCCCACCGCCCGCCGCCUCCCCCGCCGCGAUCAACCGCCACCUCCCCUUCGCCUCUCGCCGGCGGCCUCCUCGCCGCCGCCAUGCAGGCCCGCGUCGUCGUCUUCCCCAUCAAAGGCCGCGCCUGGUGCUUCGCCUGCCCGCGCCCCGCCCUCCCCGCCACCUCCGCCUCCGCCUCCGCCGCGGGCAGCGGCGCCCUCCCGCCGCCGCCCACCCUCAAGGACCUCUGGCGUGGGGUAUCCGCCGGAGGACGCUCGGCGCCGGAGAACGCCGAGGCCGUGGCCGACUUCGUCGCAGACAAGAUGAACCGGGCGUGGAUCGGCUUCGGCAGCGCGCCGGAGGGAUCAGUAAAGAGACGCAUACACAGCUUCGGGUUAAAGCUGCUUUCGCGUGUGCGGCCAUCAGAGACUCUGUUGAAGUCACUGACCAAGGAUGUCUCCAUGCUUGAAAUCGUCCACCCGGCAAGUAUAAAUCCUCGUCUCGUGCGCCGGCGUCUGCGCCACAUUGCUGUUAGGGGUGCAGCUAUUCACAAAAAGUACCUCUAUGGCAGCAUUUGCAUGUUACCGGUAACGAGCGUUUUCAUGGUACUGCCUUUGCCAAACAUACCAUUUUUUUGGACGCUGUUUCGAGCUUAUUCUCAUUGGAGAGCUCUCCAGGGAAGCGAGAAGCUGCACUUUCUAGUUUCAGACUACUCAGGUCAAGGGAAAACCCUUCUCGAGAAGAAAAAUGAAACGCGUACAAGAAAGGAUAGCGACUCACAGUAUGCUCCUUGGACUUUCCAUCCAUCAGAGAAGCUUGAUGGGUUCCUUGAGAGGAGAGGCUUGGAUGAGGGUCUGGACUGCGACACCAUCUCGAGGAUAUGCCAGGCGUACGACUUGGACAAGGUCGAUGUCCUGAAGUAUAGAGAUCUGGAGUGGCCUAGCUCAGCUUCUCGUGCAACUUAGGUAUUCCUUGCCCACCGAUGUGUGUACGGUAAAACAACUCUACUGGAUGAUAACUGCUGGAGGGUGAUCAGGCUGGAUCUUUUUCUGCACGGGGCAUGAACAUUUAACCGGCAUGGCGAUCAUGUGGUGCCCGCAUUAAUCUGUUGCUAGCUUAGAAAGUUGAGAAACGAAGAGGACCUCUGAAACCGUAGGAACCUAUAUGAUGACCCCGUUGCUGUGUACCCAGAGUGUACAUAGAGUUGGUGGUGACCUUUUGCAACUGCCAUUUGUUUACCAUUUCAGCAACCUCUCGGCGAUAGGAGACUGUUUGCCUGCAAGUCAACAGCUUGGUACUGAGAUUGAACAUGACCUUUGCAUUUUUUUUUCCUCUAUCUAUGCAUUUAAAUUCUGAAUCUA
Molecule: messenger RNA, 1367 nt
Organism: Hordeum vulgare subsp. vulgare (domesticated barley)
Lineage: Eukaryota; Viridiplantae; Streptophyta; Magnoliopsida; Poales; Poaceae
Exons: 8
Coding region: 111-971 (286 amino acids)
Biological process (GO): potassium ion transport; proton transmembrane transport
Cellular component (GO): mitochondrial inner membrane
Source: RefSeq, a predicted model, not a curated record